Linum trigynum is the source of this 1226-nucleotide messenger RNA. NCBI's taxonomy places the organism in Eukaryota, Viridiplantae, Streptophyta, Magnoliopsida, Malpighiales, Linaceae. The record is from the annotation of a GenBank genome assembly.
CUCCCACUCUUCAUUCUGCUUCUCUUCCUCCUCUAAAUUCCUAUCUACUCGGCCCGCCGGCAGUAUAUAUAUAUAAAUGGAAAACCAGGUGGGUGGUCGUCGUAGGCCGGAAAGCGCGAUCCAGGAGCUCCUGAGAGGACAGGAAUUCACCUGCCAACUGAAGCUGCUCCUAACCGUUGAUUCCAGCCAAUCAUUCCUUGCCCGCAAAGGCGGAUGCGCUCAAGACCUGGUCGGAAAGAUCUUGUCCACAUUCACUCACACCAUCUCGCUCCUCAACACUGCCACUGCUACAAUUCCCAAUGUCGACUCCUCCGAUCAGCUCUCUCAACUCUCUCAGCUGGCUGGGCCCCGCAAGUCGUCCGACAUCUCCACCGCCGAAACUAGCACAAAGAAAAGGAAGACAGCCGCAACAUCCCAGGAAUCGUGGGUAAAAGAGAGCCCGACCGUGGACGACGACGGGCACGCGUGGAGGAAGUACGGGCAGAAGACCAUUCUCAACUCCGACUUCUCCAGGCACUACUACAGGUGUACUUACAAGUUGGACCACAACUGCCCGGCCACAAAGCAGGUCCAAAUGAUCCAAACCCGGCCCAGCCCGCUCUACCGAACCACCUACUCGGCCCACCACACCUGCACCCACUUCCGUACCUUCCACCGUCCUUCUCACCAACACUUCCUGCUGGACCCCGUCGAUGAUGAUUCGUCCAACCGCACCAACAUCAUCAGCUUCAGCAACGGCAAAAACGUUGCUACCCCGUUUCUCACCUCAUUCGCCGCAUCAUCAUCUGCUCCUCCGGUUGUGAGGCGGCAGCAAACGUCCUCGUCGUCGAGCUGUGAUCAUCAAACGGCCCAAGACCGACCAGCGGCGUGCUCUGAGGGCGUCGACGACUACGACGUGUUCUCCUCGCUUGUUGAUGGCGACUUUGAUCAAGAGUUGUCAGCUGCAAUAUUUCAUGACAACUGCGACAGCAGCAGCAGUGCUUUUAUGCGGAUGAUGAUGAUGAUGCAUUCCGGUGAUGACCUUGGGGGCUUCUUGGUUUAAUUUAAUAAUGCCCCUGAAGGCUACAGUACUUAGCGACUUUUCAUUCCAACUUGUAGAAGACAUAAAUACAUACAGCUGUUUAUGUAGAGUUAGAUGCAGCGGUGUCAUUUUAAGUACGGCGAGGUUGCACGAUGACGAGCUAAAUUGUUUAUGUUAGCAACUAAAAUAUAUUAGUUAAAUUUCA